AUGGCGGUGCAUCCGAGGGUGAACUCUGUGAUUGCUAAGAGACUAUGGAAUGUGUUGAGAGUCUCCUUCUUUAUGAUCAGAAAUAAGGGUCUGGUUUCAACGAGGAAGCUGGUGAUGGACAUGAAUGUCAUGAUGAAGAGAGGGAAACUUUUAAGGAAGUCUUUGAGCAACCUCCUCUCCCACCACCACCACGCAAGAAACAUGGCACGCGGUAGCUAUGGCUUACAGGAGUAUGAGUUCUCUUGCAGCAGCAGCCCAAAUCCUGUUUUUUUCCACUUGCCAAAGCGUAAACACCAUUACUUCCCUUGCAUCAACCACCCUGAGGUCAUCGAAGAAGAAGAAGACGACGGCGCUAAUAAAGCAGCAGCGCUGAUUAUGGUGCCAAAGACCCCUGAGUAUACCUUCAACUUAUUUCAUCAUCUUGAUGCCUCAGACUUCGCUCCGGGAGAGAAUCGUAGCCCUCUUCCUUCAUCCUUCUCUAUAAGGGUGUCGGAUUAUUCAUCGGAAGAUGAUAAUGAGAAUGAUAAUGGAAUCAAUGGACAGGUAGAUGAUGAAGCUGAGGAAUUCAUUAGAAGGUUUUAUGAACAGCUAAGGUUACAAAGUCGGAUGCAGUUUCUGGAAUAUCAGGACAGCAACUAA
This is a messenger RNA of Manihot esculenta (cassava), 639 nucleotides long. RefSeq lists its product as uncharacterized. The coding region runs from base 1 to 639 and encodes 212 amino acids. Lineage: Eukaryota; Viridiplantae; Streptophyta; Magnoliopsida; Malpighiales; Euphorbiaceae. The transcript has a single exon. The record is from RefSeq and is a predicted model, not a curated record.